Molecule: messenger RNA, 816 nt
Organism: Ctenocephalides felis (cat flea)
Lineage: Eukaryota; Metazoa; Arthropoda; Insecta; Siphonaptera; Pulicidae
Exons: 1
Coding region: 109-807 (232 amino acids)
Source: RefSeq, a predicted model, not a curated record
UGGUUUAUUAUAUAUUCUAGUCUGCUAAGUAGUGGUCGAGUGCUUAUAACAGUAUAAUGUAUUUUUAAUUGACAUUUCUAUCAAUGUGUUACAUAUUUAAUUAAAAAAAUGGUUAACAAUAAGUUGAAAUUGAUAGCCGAAAAUUAUUUUGGCAGUUUAAACCCUAUUGCUGCAAGAAUACAAAACGAUAUAAAAGAAAUACAACUAUCCUAUGACAACCUUUGGGGUAGUUUAAAAAGUUAUGAACAGAAUGAAAUUAUUGAUGAAUCAAUUAUAAAACCAGAGAUCGCUUUACAAUACGCUUUAUUGACACCUACAGAGGAGAAGAAUAUUAGCUUUGAUGAAGGGUUACAUUGUUACAACAGCAAUCUAGUAACUGGUCAAAAAAUUGUGCAGGAUGAAAAUUUUGCUUACCGAGACGAGCAUUCAGCUCCUUUCAAUAUGAAGACUGCCAGUCAAUUAAAUUUGAAUAUUUUUGAAGUAGAAAAAAUAACAAAACCUCAUGUAAAACAUUUGCCUGGUGCAAUAAAUGAACCUAAACAGGAAGUCGAAGAAUUAAAUAACCAUGAAUCUUCUAAACCUGAUGAUUCCACAAUACCUAAAAUAAUUAAACCACCAAAUGAAGCCAAAUUUUUAUCUGAAUUAAAAUCAAGAACACAAAUGAAGGGCGAAGAAUCUAUUGCUUACAACGAAAUGAAUUAUUUAAAAGAUGAAAACAUAAUACCAGAUAUGGGUGAAAUUAAUUUAGAUACAGUAGAUAGUAUUGAUACUAUUAAGACUGGAUAUGAUUUUCUGGAUAACUGGUAAAACUGUUUG